AUGAAUAAUUUUUACAAAGAGGUUCAGUAUCGGUCCCAAUGCGGGAAGCACGCGUUGAAUUCGGUGUUGCAUUUCACGACCAAGUAUCAAAUGCAAAAAUGUCUCGGUCUGGAAGAGUCGGGGCUGGUUCUGCACAUUUUGCAUGACCCGUGAGGUCUGUGAUCCUGGUGCUAGCAUCACAGAUUUUUUGAAAGUUUCUUGAUGCUAAUGACGCGUGAGAAAUGCCCUCUCCGCGUGCCAAGAAUUGACUCCUCUCGCUGCUCGUGCAGCACAGAUAUUUUUAGAAUCCGCAGACGGCAUUACAAGUUCCACUCUUCAGACCCAGACAUAUUUGCAAUGCAUACCAAGGGCGAGUGGAAUGCGUUGAUUACCGAUCGCGACACGUGCCAGAUGAUGGCCCGGCUCCCCCUGGACAACUACCACCGGGUGCUCCAGGACUUUUUCCCCGUAUUCAAGAAAAAAACACCAUCACAAUCACUUUUGCACAUUUUUGCAAUACAAAAAUUUUUGUCAUGCGCAAAAAUGCAUCACAGUCAAGAGCUCUAGGCGAUUUCCCUUUGUGUUUUUGCAAUACAAGAAAAAUUUGUCAUGCGAGACAAAUUUCUGAUGCAAAACCUCCUAAGUGUGACUGUGAUGGUGUUUUUUUCCUGGAUACCCCGAGGCGGAGUGCCACUACGGGGAGACGGUGGAAAAGGCGCUGGCAAGUAAGGACAUCAAAUUGCAUCUCCUCGACUGGUAUCAAAUGUAAAUGUGUCUUGGUCUGGAAACUUGUGAUGCCAGUCAGGGAACAAUGCGCAAACUGUAAUGCACUGCCAAGCAUGACAAGUUCAUUGUCUUUCUUGGUUCUGAGUUGCGUACUCCGCAUGAGAAACUUUCACUUUGGUUUUGCAUGACAGACAAGAGAAGCUCUUUGCGCCCACGCAAUACGGAGCUCAGAGUCCUGCGCGACUAGCAUGACAAAUCUCGCAACUUUUCCAGAUCCAGACACUUUUGCAAUUCAUAACUGGGUGAUCCUCCUCGCGAAUGGGCACUACAUCGCGUUCGUCCAGGCGGCCGGCCCGAAGAACCUCGAGCUCGCGUUAUCCUGUGUAAAAACGUCCCCACCUCCCCAUCGUCAAGAUGGAAAAUUUGCUAUACAAAUUAACAUCAAGCCUUGGUUGUUGCGCAUGACAAGUUUGGCCUCGUGGUGUAGUCCUUUUCAGCUAGUCCAGCAGCAUCGCAGACCUAGCGCAUCGCGCUGAUUGGAGCGUGACAAAUUCCGGAACGCGACUAGUAUGGGGCGGCGGGGCCGUUUUUGCAUUGGAUACGCGAAGGAGGCGAAAAAAAAAGCGAAGGAGAUCAUUGCCGCCAACCCGGGAAAGCGGAAGGAACUGACGGACCAGAAAAACAACUUUGUGCAAACGUGUCUGCGGGAGCUCCAGGCUGUCGCGGAGAAACAGGACAGGACCAAGGCGAACCCUUGGUGGGUGAACCUGGAUUCCAUGUCUCCGUCGAAAUACCCGCAGAACCCGGACACGAAGGAAUUACUCGGGGUUCACUCGGACGACUUCUACGACAUUCAGACGAGUGUGACGCGGCUUCCCGGGCACCACGCCGCGCUGACCAGCACCACCUGCACCAAGCAGACAAACGGCGUGUACGUCUUUUACGAUCCCUCCUACUCGUUUCCCAUCCCGUCGGGGAACUUCGCUUUGAAGGCGUCCCUGGUCACGGUGGACCGCAACCCGUACCGGAAGAUCGCGGAAACGGACAAGCGGAGCGUGUCCCCGAACCACCGGGCCGAGGUUUCGGCGGCGGAGCGGGUGGAAGCAGCGGCGGAGAACAGCAAAACGGCGGCCGGAACCAGGAGUUUGUUCGUGGCGCAGGCGUUGGGACUGCCCUCGUCCGCGAAUGCGGGCGGGAAGAAGAACGACAGUCAGAACAUGCAAACCAUUUUCGACGGUGCGGAGAAAAAUGGCAAAUCUUCAAACAGCAAUAAAACGAAGGCCGCCAGCACUGUAGUCGGUGGAGUUCUACUUUCGGCGGAACUACGCAGCACCUCCGCCUCCGGAAGCGAGGCAUCAUCGUCUUUGGGGGAAAGUAAGUCCAGUACGAACAAAGGAACGCCGUCGACAACAACUACACCAUCACCUUCUACCGAGACCAACAAGGCAACGGGCACGACCGCGGCCAACGGAAAGGGCGCCGCGGGCAGGUCCAGUUCUGCCGUUUCGGCAAACAAAAUCGCAACGCCAACGCGCCCACCGUCCGUUUCGCCAAUUGCACAUCAAGUAGUGCCAACAUUAUCUGAAGAAGACGUGCGAAAAAAUAAAACUACGGGAAGUACUACUAGUCAAGCUGGGAAUAUGAAAACAAUUAUCGCAGAAGAUGAAAACAAAGAAAACGUCCGCAAUCUCGCUUCGCUCGCGGCUAUCAACCCAGACGCGGAGCAGAAAAAGCACAAACUCGUCAUGGCUUCCUUUGGCACGUCAGCAGCGAAGUCGGAGCAAGAAAAAUACAAAAAUUUGAUGGGGCGACAGUGGAAGGCCAGCGUGCCCUUCCGGUGA
Messenger RNA from Amoebophrya sp. A120, 2546 nucleotides. Lineage: Eukaryota; Dinophyceae; Syndiniales; Amoebophryaceae. The record is from the annotation of a GenBank genome assembly.